Molecule: messenger RNA, 681 nt
Organism: Jaculus jaculus (lesser Egyptian jerboa)
Lineage: Eukaryota; Metazoa; Chordata; Mammalia; Rodentia; Dipodidae
Product: N-acetyltransferase family 8 member 3-like
Exons: 1
Coding region: 1-681 (226 amino acids)
Molecular function (GO): N-acetyltransferase activity
Source: RefSeq, a predicted model, not a curated record
AUGGCUCCUCAUCACAUCCGCAUAUAUGAGGAGAGUCAUCGUGAAAGGGUUGUGGACUUGUUCACCAGGGGAAUGGAGGAACAUAUUUCUGUCACCUUCCACCACAUGCUUAUGCUGCCGCAGACUCUUGUGCUCUUAAUUGGAGUGCCUCUCACUGUAUUCAUGGUCCUGGGUUCCUGGCUUCUGGUUCUUAUCUCUAGCUUCACCCUCUUUGUUCUUCUGUGGUUUCUUGCUAAAUAUACCUGGGACAAGUAUGUAUUCUUGUGUUUGCACAAAGACAUGGCUGAUAUCACCAAGACCUACUUGAGUGCACGUGAUUCUUGCUUCUGGGUGGCUGAAUCUGGGGGCCAGGUGGUGGGCAUUGUGGCUGCUAUGCCAAGAGAGGUUUCCCUCUUGCAGAGGAAGCAGCUACACUUACGUCACCUCUCGGUGUCCUUGGAGCAUCGAAGAACAGGUAUAGGGAAAGCUCUGGUGAGGACUGUCCUCCAGUUUGCAAGGGACCAGGGCUACAGUGAAGUUGUCCUGGGUGUCAGCAUACUGCAGCAUGCAGCACUGGCUCUCUACCAGAGUAUGGGCUUUCAGAACACUGGCAAGACCUUCUUCUCCAGGAUCUCAAGACUAAGAAACACUCCUAUAAUUCACUUCAUGUACCGCCUCACUUCUCCAGAAGCGGGCCUGUGA